ACAAAGACAGAGAAUUAAUGAAAACCAAAACAAAUGUGGGUUAGGUUAACUUUUUGUUUGGGCCCCAGUUUUUUCAUUCCAUUUUUAUUAAAUUUAGUAAUUUGCGUUUGAAAUUAUUUCAUUUAUGAACGAGCCUCCCAAAUAGCAAGUGAGACAAUAAAAAAAAAUGGCAGUUUUACCACCUGAUCCAGUAUUCUGCUACAAGGAAGAUAUGGGGCAAAUCCACAGUUUGAAUUUUUGCGUUCGGGGAGAAAAUUUUGUAUCUCAUCUAUUAGCUGGAACCGAAAAAGGAGGCGUUUAUUUUUGGGAUUUAGAGACCAAUCGUUUGCACCACAAACAGGCAAUGGGUAAAUCCAUCCAGGCAAUACACACAUUUGACUACAAAGUUUUGACUCAAGAGAAAGAAGGCUCCGUGAAGCUCUGGUCUGUAAGAAAAAGUUCCUAUGAAGUAGAGAAAGAGACGACGUGUGGUAUAGGUUUUUGUAAAAGUAUUUUAAUAAACGAAGCACUGAUUGUACCUCAGGAAAAUAGUUGUGUAGAUGUUUUACAAGUAACUGACCUGACCAAAAUAAAACAGCUCAAUCCAGGGAGAGAGAAUCUAGGACAAGUUAUGGCUUUGCAAAAAGUUACCAUUGGAAAUAGUUGUUGUGUUAUGGCUGCUUACGAAACAGGUGAUGUUGUAUUAUGGGAUCUGAACACAUUCCAGCCUUGUGGGCAUAUCAAACUCCAAGAACAUCUUACCUCACUAACUUUUGACCCUUAUACCUUGCGUGCCGUGUGUGGAGCGGCAUCUAACAUGCUGCAAGUGUUCACCAUAGACUCCUGCUACCAAAUGGCAUUGAAGGCAGAAGUUUCCAUCACAAAUGAAGGAUGUAAUAUCGUUAAACUGCGACCUGACGGCAAAGUUUUGGUAUCCGGCGGAUGGGACGGACGCCUAAGAGUAUUUUCUUGGAGAACGUUGAGGAUAUUGGCAGUCUUGGCGGAGCACAAAAACACCAUAAUGGAUAUCCAGUAUUCUCCUCAUCCCGUAAACUACUGGAAGUCCAAUAUCAUGGCCGCAUGCGGGGGAGAUGGAGUUAUAAGUCUGUGGAAUUUGUACAACUGAAAGCUGUGUUAAACGUCUAAAAUAUAUUGAAAAUGUUCAGUUGGACUACUUUUCGUGCCAAAUUGUGAAAAUUUGUAAGUUUCCUAUGUGUUGCAGUUCACUUACUGUUAAAAUUUGUCUUGUUUAAUCAGAGAUGUUCACUAAAUCAGUACAAUCUUGAAAUAAGGUCUCUAAUUUGUGGCACAAGCCUGGAAUAUUUGUUUAAAAUGUUAUAGUCAUGCAAAGCUUCUAUUGUUAUCAAAACGUAUUUUUGUAAAAGCGGAACGACUUGUAUUUUUUGUUAGGUAUUUUUUUGCUUUCUGUAAGCAUGAAAGCAGAAGAUUACAAAUCUCUCACAGUUCGAAGGUGUAAUAUUCUCUUCGUUUCAGUCUGGCCUACCCACGACAAGAUUGUUAAUAUAUUAAUAUCCAAAACUUGGCAGCUUGAUUCAAACAAAAAAGAAAAAAUUACAAGAACGAAAAAGAGGGGUAUUUGUGUUAAGUAUAAAUCCUACAUACAAAUCUAUAACUUUGAAUGCAAAUAUCGGUCCCCUGGUCAAAAAAAAUGUACCGUAGGGUAUCUUUUUUGCAGAUCUACCAUGAAAGGCAGCACUAACGUGUCUAGAACUACGAGAUCGAUGUCACACAUUUUCUAAAAAUCCUUUUGGUAUAUAGGAGUCGACUCCAAUAAUAAGCUCUGUACGCUUAUUUUUGGUAUAUUCUAGAAAUUUCUCUAAGUUAGUCCCUUGAAGUUGUUCUGUAGAAUCAGUGGGAAGGCAAAGAGACGCAGUAAUCAUCUCUAUAACCAACCCAUUACAGUUCAGUUUAAUUCUGGCAGCUGUGUUGCCUCCCCUAUCCGCUGUGAGCUCGUAGGUAGAGGGGAUAUUUAAGAGUUCUGGAUAUUUAAGACUUUAGGUACUGCCAUAGGUACUGAUACUAGCCAUCGAUUACAAUCUAAUUACUUGUUUGCGUUGUUAUUAUUCGCAAUACUUUUCUCAUUAAAUUUCGAACCGAAAUUGCACUAUAGUUCAGAGAAAUAAGGAAAAAAAAUAUCGUGUUGGUGACACAUCCCCCUCCAGGCUGAAACCAAAUUUUUCGAGUAAUAUGGUCAUCUAUAAUAAUAACCUAUAUGUUUCCUGCAGCCGAUUUUGAUGAUAUACAUAGU
Diabrotica virgifera virgifera (western corn rootworm) is the source of this 2248-nucleotide messenger RNA. RefSeq names its product guanine nucleotide-binding protein subunit beta-like protein 1. Gene Ontology annotation, molecular function: protein binding. The record is from RefSeq and is a predicted model, not a curated record. Bases 167 to 1105 code for a protein of 312 amino acids. Lineage: Eukaryota; Metazoa; Arthropoda; Insecta; Coleoptera; Chrysomelidae. The transcript has 5 exons.